Molecule: messenger RNA, 2317 nt
Organism: Mastomys coucha (southern multimammate mouse)
Lineage: Eukaryota; Metazoa; Chordata; Mammalia; Rodentia; Muridae
Gene: Fam228a
Product: family with sequence similarity 228 member A
Exons: 8
Coding region: 316-1230 (304 amino acids)
Source: RefSeq, a predicted model, not a curated record
CGUGGCCUUGCUUCCUACACUCAGCCUGAGGCUGGGGCACGGGCACCACCCACCGGAACUGACUGAGGUAGUGCGCAGUGUGCACAGGGCAGCAACCAGCCGCAGAGUAGGCCAGCCCUGAGGUAACCUGGGAGUUCUGUGGGCCUGAGGUGACCAGUGACCCGCACAGGAGCGUCCAUCUGUUGGGAGGGGAGGCCUGUGUCCUGCGGUGACAGCGCGGGAACAUCCAUCUGAGAGGAGGCCUGCGUGCCUGAAGUAACGGUGGAACCAUCAGUGCAGGAGCUUCCACCUGAGGCCUAAGGGAUUCUACUACUUAUGGCUGACACAAAAACUUCAAACUGUGCUGAACAUUUCAGUGUGGAGAAACUAAAGGAAUGGCCAGAGCCGGAGUCUGUUUCUUUAAUGGAGGUAUUAGCCAGAGAAGACAUCGAUGAAGCUGUGCAUGCAAUAUUAUUUAGAGAAAACUAUGUUGUGAAGAGAUUGGAUACAUAUUUACAGCAUCUGGCUGUUUUUAAGGAAAGAAGAAAAGAGAUGUUACAUAAGAAAUGGGUUGAAAAUGUGGUACAGCCUCUUCAGCAGAGAAUUACAGAUAAAGUAAUUUCAUAUAGAAGAUCUGGAAAAAAUCAAGUGAAAUAUGAAUACUGCUUUAAGCACACAAAUAAACCGACUAAAAUGUCUUCACCGUGUGAAUGUCUGUUUCAAAAACAGCAAGAGCUCAGAGAAGCAAAGGGAACCAGUUACCAACAUGGCAGAGGAAAGCCGCAUGGCACAAAAAAAGAAGCCAAAGAAACCGAGAAGGGUGUCCCCUUCACCAGAUCACCCCCAUUCCCGCUCAGGUCCCAUUGCCUCACUCCCAGAGAGAGGCAGAAAGCCUGUGCCCGGCUCAUGCAGAAUAAGCCUGGUGGCAGGAACAGGUACAAGGGAGCCAGUCCUGAAAAGCGUGUCUAUACAUUAAACUCCCAUCUGCCCAAGGAAGUGAAGACUGUCAGUCGAGGCCAGCUUGUUUUUGAAAGGCAGUUCCGAGCAUCAAGGCUCAGCCAGGAGAUCAAAGAGGCUGAAAAGAAGGGUCUGGUUUCAGGGACCCAACCACAGAGACCACGCUCCUGGGCAGCAGCAGAUAGUAUGCAGAGGCCAUCAGCUGUGGGCAGAAGAGUGAUGACGGCUGAGAUCCUGGGGAAGCAUCUGGCCUCCCUGCAGCAGGCAGCCAGGUCAGGCCUCCAGUGGUCAUAGAGCUUCACCCCUUCACCUCUUACAUGCAACUGCAGAUACUGACGGUGCAGCUUUUCCCUAGGUAGGAAGCUCUAGCAAGAAAUAUCCAAAUAACAGCAGCUAGAUUUUUAAGUUCUGGCUGUGAUCUAGGAAGUCUGUGUGGUGUUUUUGUUUCAUUGAACAUUUAACAGCAAGACAGCUUUAUCAUCUCCCAGUAUUUGGUUCUCAAAAGAGCUCCGUGCCUGGCUUGGGGGCAGUUCCCAGCUCAAAGGUAUCAGGGCUUUAUUCAAGUUCAGUCCUGCUCCUGCUCCAGGGUGCACUCUCCUCACAGAAGCUCAGGCAUGGCAGUGGGAAACAAAUCUGCAUGUUGCCUCUGUGGGCACUGAAGGGGCUUGACAGGAACUCCUCACCAAGGGGAGACUUCUAGUUGUGUGAGGGCUAUCUGCUUCCUGGUGACAGGAGGAGUCUCCUCACAUCCUCACAUCCUCUAGAAAGUUGGGCUCACAUUUCAGUGGGGAAGAGAACUUGACCUCCUCAGAGGCGGAUCUGGGUCACUGGGUGAAGAGGACAACUGGAGUUGUUGGCUGUACCAUCUCUAGUCAUCAAAGUCAUACGACUCAGAUCCUGAGGGCUCCUAUGUCCUAAAUCUAAGGUAUCCUGAUUGUUGUUGAGUGAUAGAGACACAAUACUAGUCACACUUACCCAGUGAGGAUUGAAAUCCCCACAGUCCUGGGAAGGGUAGGAUUAAUGUGUAGCUAUAGUUAUGAGUGACCCCAGAGCUCCACACAGGGCUGCCUGCAGCAACUCUCCCUGACUUCAUCUUGAUUCAGCACCAACAAAACAUGCUCCCCAAACCCAGGAAAGCUGGAGUAGGCUUGCUCAACAGGCUGUGCCUGAUUCUUCAAAGCUCCCUGUAGAUGAGCAUGGUUCUGGUUGUCUCAGUUUUAGUUACCAGGUAAAGGCUCUUUUCUUUUUUAACCAGUGGUGCUGGGGUCAGUAUCUGAGGUCAAUAAGGGAUGAAUCUUUGAAAUCAACCUCAGUACACUAAACUGUGUUCUCAAGUGAGUCAGCCAGUGAUAAUAUUUAAAUAAAAAUGGAGAAAAUGGAA